This is a messenger RNA of Odocoileus virginianus texanus, 4450 nucleotides long. NCBI's taxonomy places the organism in Eukaryota, Metazoa, Chordata, Mammalia, Artiodactyla, Cervidae. The record is from RefSeq and is a predicted model, not a curated record.
GAGCAGCAGAGUCAUCACCCAGGCCCUCCUCGAAGGACAUUUCAAAGCACAUUUUCCAGAGCCGAACUCAGGACAAGGACCAGACUCAAAUCAGAUCUCACUGCCCGUGCAAGAAAGACCCGGAGGAAUGGACUGGCUCCUUUUCAGGAACAUUUGCCUUUUGAUCAUUUUAAUGGUGGUGCUGGAAGUAAACAGUGAAUUUGUUGUUGAGGUGAAGGAAUUGGACGUGGAAAAUGGCACCGCAAAAUGGCAAACGGUCAGAAGACAGAAGCGGGAGUGGAUCAAGUUUGCUGCAGCCUGUCGAGAAGGAGAAGAUAACUCCAAGAGGAAUCCAAUUGCCAGAAUUCGGUCAGACUGUGAAGUGAGUCAGAAGAUUACAUACCGCAUCUCUGGGGCAGGAAUCGAUCGGCCGCCCUAUGGAGUGUUCACCAUUAACCCUCGGACAGGGGAAAUUAACAUCACUUCAGUGGUAGACCGAGAAAUAACACCACUUUUCUUGAUUUAUUGCCGGGCUCUGAAUUCACGGGGUGAAGACUUAGAAAGGCCUCUUGAGCUUCGAGUCAAAGUUAUGGACAUAAAUGAUAACCCCCCAGUCUUUACACAAAAUGUGUACACAGCCAGCAUUGAAGAAAACAGCGAUGCAAACACCCUGGUGGUAAAGCUAAGUGCCACAGACGCAGAUGAAGACAAUCAUCUGAAUUCUAAAAUUGCCUAUAAGAUCGUGUCUCAGGAGCCGGCGGGCUCACCAAUGUUCAUCAUGAACAGGUACACUGGAGAAGUGCGCACGACGUCCAAUUUCCUCGACAGAGAGCAACACAGCAUGUAUAACCUCCUCGUGAGGGGCUCAGAUCGGGAUGGAGCUACGGAUGGACUAUCUUCAGAGUGUGACUGCAGAAUCAAGGUUUUAGACGUCAAUGAUAAUUUCCCCACUUUGGAGAAAACUUCCUACUCAGCGAGUAUCGAAGAGAACUGUUUAAGUUCGGAAUUGAUCCGAUUUCAAGCAAUUGAUCUUGACGAAGAAGGCACUGACAACUGGUUGGCAAAAUAUGUAAUUCUUUCUGGAAAUGAUGGGAAUUGGUUUGAUAUUCAAACAGACCCACAAACCAACGAAGGCAUUUUGAAAGUCGUCAAGAUGCUGGAUUAUGAACAAGUGCCUAAUAUUCAUCUUAGCAUUGGAGUUAAAAACCAAGCUGAGUUUCACCACUCAGUUGCCUCUCAAUUCCGAAUGCACUCAACCCCUGUGAGAAUUCAGGUUGUUAAUGUGAGAGAAGGACCCGCAUUUCAUCCAAAUUCCAUGACGUUCAGUGUGCGAGAAGGACUGAAAGGAAAUUCCUUAUUGAAUUUUGUGCUUGGCACAUACACAGCUAUAGAUUUGGAUACAGGAAAUCCUGCAACAAAUGUCAGGUAUAUCAUAGGACAUGACGCAGGCAACUGGUUAAAAAUAGAUUCAAGGACUGGCGAGAUACAAUUUUCUAGGGAAUUUGAUAAGAAGUCAAAAUAUAUUACCAAUGGGAUAUACACAGCAGAAAUCCUGGCUAUAGAUGAUGGCUCUGUAAAAACGGCCACGGGAACCAUAUGUAUCGAAGUUCCUGAUGUCAACGAUUACUGCCCAGUCAUUGUUGCUGAGAGAGAAAACAUCUGCAUUGCCUCUCCCUCCGUCCUCAUCUCUGCUGCAGACGUUAACAGUCACUCUUAUGGGUCUCCCUUUACCUUCUGUGUUGUUAAUGAACCCCCAGGGACAGCGAACAUUUGGGAUAUCAGAUCAGUAAAUGCUACCUCUGCAAUCCUGAAAGCUGAGCAGACUUUAUAUUCCGGAUACUAUGAAAUCCCAAUCCUAGUAAAGGACAGUUUUAACAGAGCAUGUGAAUUGCCGCAGAUCAUAGAGUUAAGGGCCUGUGACUGUGACAUCAACCACAUGUGCUUGUACCCCGGUACCACAGACAUCAGCACCGGGGAUGGUAGCUCUGUCACCAGUGUAUCUGUCACUGACGACCAAACUGAGGCUUCAAAUGUUGGUAUAGGAUCAACAGGGAUUGGCAUGAUCACUAUGGGCAUCUUACUGCUGCUUCUGGCGCCGCUCUUGCUGCUCUUGUGCUGCUGCUGCAAACGAGAACAGCCGCAAGGGCUGGGGGCGAGUUUCGCUCCUGUGCCUGAGGGGGGAGAAGGAGUGGUGCAAUCCUGGAGAAUAGAAGGGGCCCAUCCCGAGGACAGGGUGAGUGGAUUCGUCAGCUUCCACAUAAGCUCCAUGUUCCAAUGGGAUUCAGCAGGCCCUGAUAACUAUACACUGCACAAACCUGAAAAUACAGCAUUUUUGAAAUAUGACUCCAGCACCAUUGAACGCCCUCUCUUUUCAGAAAUCUACACUAACACCUACGCAGGUGGAGGAACAGUUGAAGGGGGUGUCUCAGGAGUGGAGCUCAAUACCGGUCUGGGGGCGGCCGCUGGCCUGGCUGCCGGGGGAGCAGCGGGCACCGCGGGAAGGAGGAGCUCGGCGGUGGGCAUCCAGCGAGACUAUGGGGACACCGGCCUGAACCUGGCUUUCCUGGACAGCUAUUUCUCUGAGAAAGCAUAUGCUUAUGCAGGCGAAGACGAAGGCCGCCCCGCAAACGAUUGUUUGCUCAUUUAUGACCACGAAGGAGUAGGGUCUCCUGUGGGCUCCAUUGGUUGUUGCAGUUGGAUUGUGGAUGAUUUAGAUGAAAGCUACAUGGAAACUUUAGAUCCGAAAUUUAAGACUCUUGCUGAAAUCUGCUUAAACACAGAAAUCGACCCAUUUCCUUCACAGCAGUCCUGUAUCCCCAUCAGCACUGAUCUCCCUUUACUUGGGCCAAACUACUUUGUUAAUGAGUCUUCAGGAAUGACUGUCUCAGAGGCUGAAUUCCAAGAAGAAAUGGCAAUACCUGAACCCGUGAUGCACGGGGAUAUUGUAGUGACCGAGACUUACACUACUGCUGAUCCAUGCGUGCAACCCACUGCAAUUGUCUUUGAUCCUCAGCUUGCACCCAAUGUUGUAGUAACAGAAACAGUAAUGGCACCUGUCUACGAGGUUCAAGGGAAUAUUUGUGUCCCUGCUGAGUUAGCCAACACACACAACGUAAUCUAUGCUGAGAGAGUGGUGUCUAGUCCUGGUAGGCCUGAUGUGAGCAGUAGUAGCAUGAGUGAUGGCUGUAGGGGAUCUGUGAUGAGUGGUGGCAUUUUGGUAGGGCCAGAAAUUCAAGUGACACAAAUGGUGAGUCCAGACCUUCGCAUAAGCCAAACUAUUGGUUCCACAUCCCCAGUGACAUCGCGACACAGAGUAACACGGUACAGUAACAUACAUUACUCCCAACAGUAAUUAUGGUCAAUGCUCUCUAUGGAGACCAUGCACCUUGUAAUCACCAACAUGUCCAUCAAAGAUGCUCAGUGUACCAUAUUUAACAUUUUAAGUCAACAACUGUUCAAAAAUUCUAAAUUCAGUGAGAUUCUUUGAUGAUAUAUUUUGGGGUAUAAUAUGGCUAAGCACUUUAGACAAGCUUUUAAUUUUUUUUUCUGAUUUUAAAUUAUGUGCAAAAAAAACUUAAAGAAAAUGUUACAUCCUUUGAUACUGUCUACUAAAUAGCACAUAAUUCAUACAGUGAAUCUUAAGGACUUCAAGCCUGUAAAACUGGUCAUAUAAACCAAGAUGCUCUUGUUCUUGAAUGUUGCGUGGAAAAGCCUUGUCUGCAUUCACUAGCCAUGUUAACUUAUAGACAUAUUUCUAUUUAAAACUUUUAAGUGGAAAGAAUGAAUUAAAUGUACACUUCUGAAAUGAAAUUGAAAAAGAAGACAGAGAAUCUAUCAAUAGAGUUCUAAAGUCACUUGUCUCGUCAAAUGGUUUCUCAAGAUAUGCAAUGAUUAAUAUAAUAUAAUGCUUAAUAUAAUACAGGGAAAGAGCUUCUUAGCUGAAUGUGUCACUGAAAAUGGUCCAUCAAAAGGAAUUAUAUACAUAUAUAGAUAUGCAUAUAUUCAUAUCAAUAUGGAUGAAUUCUUAUUGCACUUUAUUAAUUUGUAUCAACUGUAAAUUAAUUUAGACUAGCAGAAAUAUAAUUAUGACAACAUGACAACAGAAACAGUUUCCAGGAGAAGUAUUGGAGAUUUUACUCCUUAGAGAACAAUUUUUUCCCUGCUUUUGUUAAUUAUGUCAGAAAACCAUAUGCAAUGUGCUUUAAUCAGUUUCACUGACCUGAGUCAUAGACUCUUCCUUUGGCAACCAGAUAGCCUCUAAAAGCACCUCUGUAAUUAUGCAUACAUUCAACAAUAUUUGCUUGGAAGCUUCUCUGUGUUGAGUGCUGGUCUUGACUCUGAAUGUUAGUUGAAGACAACUGGCAAGAUUCCUGUCUUCAAAAAGCUUCUAAUUCAUUUCUAGACUUAAAACUCUGGGGAUAUGGCUUUGAGUUCCUACCAAAAAUAAUUAACAAAAUAUUUAAUUCCGUUA